GGAGGGUUCGGGGCGGUGUCCCCGGGCCGAGUCCGCCCCGCGCUCCAAGCGCUUCCGGGGCACCGCCGGGGCUGGGACGGGCUGAGGCGGCGGUUCCAUCAUGGCUGAGGUAGAGGAAACACUGAAGCGAAUCCAGAGCCAGAAAGGAGUGCAGGGAAUCAUCGUGGUGAAUUCAGAAGGUAUUCCCAUCAAGAGCACCAUAGACAACACCACCACCAUUCAGUACGCUGGCCUCAUGCAUAGCUUCAUCAUGAAGGCCAGGAGCACCGUGCGGGAUAUCGAUCCCCAGAACGACCUCACAUUCCUGCGGAUCCGCUCCAAGAAAAAUGAAAUCAUGGUUGCUCCAGAUAAAGACUAUUUCCUGAUUGUCAUCCAGAAUCCAAUUGAAUGAUUAUGCUGACUCAGUCUGGUUUUUUUUCUCUUUGCUGUUUUAUUUUCCCUGUUUUAUAUUUUAUUUAAUGGUAAAGAAUAGAGCAUUAGUGUUAACUGUGCUGUGACUCUUCAGUAAGGUUUGGGAGAAUUAAAGCAGGUGGUUUUGUUGUCUACAAACAGAAAAAAUGGCGCUUUUUGUAUCACAAGUCAGUUUGAGUGGGAGCUGGUGAAUUGGAAUUGGGCAGUAAAAAAUGCAACAGAUUCUUUUGAUAGCUCAGAUAGUAACAUUCUAGUAAUAAUAACCAAAAAAAUACUAUUCUUUGUAUGCUUCUAUGCUUCUUUUACCACUGAGCUCUGGUUUUUCACUCUUAGUUUUGAAUGGCUCUUAGUUUUGACUGCCUGUCCUCUAGUUCUGUCUUACUCUGUUAGUUUUACUUCAAAAAAGUCUGACCAUAAGAAAUUAAAAAGUGUCACCAGUAACUGGCUUUGUCUUACGUGUUUUGCUUCUCAGGAUUUUAAGUUUUCUUAUGGUUAAGUUUUUCUUCAAAAAACAAAACCUUCCUAGGAGUUUUUUUGUUUGUCUGUUGCUUUCUCUGAACAAGGUUUUGACCCAAGAGCAUGUGCAGUGCACUCACAAUUGGCUCUUGUGUUGCAGCAUUUUCCUACCACCUUCUUUCUGUUCUAUACAGAAUUUGGUUGGCUGAGGAAGGCCAUUGAGGCCACCCAUGGGAGAUUUCACACUGUCAUAGUUCAGUAGCCAGUUUGAUGUGCUAUUUUCCUUUAAUACUUUUUUAUUGAUUCCAUUAAGGACUAAAAAAGCCCACAUGGUUACUCCAAAAUGGUUUUGGGGUUAUUUUGGUGGAGUUUUUCUUCAGAAAAAAACCAAAAACAGGACUGGGGUAUAGUAGGACCCACAGCUGAUCUGUGGGUUAGAGGGUUAAUGAAUGAGGUAGUAUUCUGUGACCAAGAAGUAUUCUGUGACCAAGGCUGUUGGCGUGGAGACCAAGAAGAGAAGAAGAAGAAAAGAAGAUAGCCAUGAAAAAACCCUGCAGCUGGGGAACGUAUUUUUAGAAAGGCUCUGGGAAGAAUAGAGGUGGAGAUUUUUCCACCAAUGAUCCUUACGUUGAUUUAAUGUAGCUAAUGAAGAAAAUGUAAACUGUGUAGAGGGUUUAAAAGACAGCAUGCUUAAUAAACAGAUUUGACCUUCUGAA
Catharus ustulatus (Swainson's thrush) is the source of this 1583-nucleotide messenger RNA. RefSeq names its product dynein light chain roadblock-type 1 (gene DYNLRB1). NCBI's taxonomy places the organism in Eukaryota, Metazoa, Chordata, Aves, Passeriformes, Turdidae. Gene Ontology annotation, cellular component: centrosome; cytoplasm; cytoplasmic dynein complex. The coding region runs from base 101 to 391 and encodes 96 amino acids. Gene Ontology annotation, biological process: microtubule-based movement. The transcript has 4 exons. The record is from RefSeq and is a predicted model, not a curated record. Gene Ontology annotation, molecular function: dynein intermediate chain binding.